Molecule: messenger RNA, 942 nt
Organism: Alternaria burnsii
Lineage: Eukaryota; Fungi; Ascomycota; Dothideomycetes; Pleosporales; Pleosporaceae
Product: nuclear transcription factor y subunit c-3
Exons: 4
Coding region: 1-942 (313 amino acids)
Biological process (GO): regulation of DNA-templated transcription
Cellular component (GO): CCAAT-binding factor complex; nucleus
Molecular function (GO): protein heterodimerization activity; DNA binding; DNA-binding transcription activator activity, RNA polymerase II-specific
Source: RefSeq, a predicted model, not a curated record
AUGGACCAAGUGAAUCUCCAGGGCCACGGCCAGCAGAAGAUGCGCCAACAGCCUCAGCAAGCUGCGCCUCGCAAAUACGAUGGCCAGCAGGGCAACCCGCUCUACGAUCCCCAGCAGGGUGGCCACUAUGGCGCGUCUGCAGCCAUCGCCGCGCAAAACCACGCUCCGGAUCCGCAGCUGUUCACCGGUUCCUGGCAGAACGUUAACCAAGGACUCACUGGCAACUACCGCGACAUUCUUAACACGUACUGGCAGCAACAGGUCACGAAGCUCGAGACGGACGAACAUGACUACAAGCUCCACCAGCUUCCGCUUGCUCGGAUCAAGAAGGUCAUGAAGGCUGACCCAGAAGUAAAGAUGAUCUCAGCUGAAGCUCCCAUCCUUUUUGCCAAAGGCUGUGACAUCUUCAUCACCGAGCUCACAAUGCGCGCCUGGAUUCAUGCAGAGGAGAACAAGCGCCGCACCCUUCAGCGCUCCGACAUCGCCUCGGCCCUGUCAAAGUCAGACAUGUUCGACUUUCUCAUAGACAUCGUCCCCCGCGAAGAGGCUCAUCCCCACAAGAGGAGUGCGGGUCAAAAUGCAGCUGUCCAGUCGUCGGCAGCAGUCGUACCUCCCGGCGGAAUGCCUCAGCCGGUGCACGCACAGCAUUCCAUGGCCCCGCCAGACUAUGGUAUGCCUCAGCAUCUAGCACAGCAGGAAGACUACCAGCAACCACCCAUGUACCCAGGCCCAGUGCAAGGCGACCCCAGAGCUUAUGCGCAACAGCCCAUGUUCGACCCCAACGUCUACACUGGCUACCCAAUGGGUCAGCAACCGCAGAUGUACUCCGUUGGCCAACGUGGGCCUGACCCGAAUGCGGGCGACCCACAGGGCUAUGGUCGCUAUGGAGAGGCUGACCCUGACGACGACGCACAGGGCGAGCGGGUUGAUGCUGACAGUUAG